Molecule: messenger RNA, 282 nt
Organism: Entrophospora sp. SA101
Lineage: Eukaryota; Fungi; Glomeromycota; Glomeromycetes; Entrophosporales; Entrophosporaceae
Source: the annotation of a GenBank genome assembly
AUGCCAAAAGACUUGAUGACCGCAUUUGUGAAUUACGGUGAGUUUAAUGGCAUAGCAAAUGAAGCAAAUAAACACCUCAAGGAUGCUGAAGAAAUGCCCUUUAAAUCAAGACUGGAUGAAAUGUGUAAUAUCGCAAAUAUUAACCUUGCAAUUAUUGAUAUGCUCGCUGGAUCAGAAGAAAUUAGUCGAGCUAGAACAACUAUUAAGGAAGUUCGAAAUUCAAUAAAUGCUAAUUAUCAAUUUGUUGGUACUGUGGAAACACUUUUAUUCGACUGUAAAUGA